This is a messenger RNA of Paramacrobiotus metropolitanus, 800 nucleotides long. RefSeq names its product glutathione S-transferase 1-like. The coding region runs from base 12 to 641 and encodes 209 amino acids. The record is from RefSeq and is a predicted model, not a curated record. Gene Ontology annotation, molecular function: glutathione transferase activity. The transcript is spliced from 6 exons. NCBI's taxonomy places the organism in Eukaryota, Metazoa, Tardigrada, Eutardigrada, Parachela, Macrobiotidae. Gene Ontology annotation, biological process: glutathione metabolic process.
GUGAGCGAAUUAUGCCGCAGUCAUUCAAAUUAGUCUACUUCGAUGGCCGCGGUAGGGCCGAGCUUUUGAGGUUAACAUUUGUUGCUGCUAAUAGGAAGUUUGAAGAUGUCCGAGUCGACGUUAUGGGAUGGCCAUCACUUAGGACAACAACACCUUGGGGAACCUUGCCUUUGCUGGAAGUUGACGGCCGCACUGUCGCUCAGUCAAAUGCUAUCGCGAGAUACCUGGCGCGAUCUUUUUUAUUAGCGGGCCAGGACAAAUGGCAGGAAGUUCUCGUGGACUCAGUAAUAGAGGCUGCAUCUGAUUUUUUGGCAAAAAUUUUACAUAUAGGAGAAUUCAAAGGAAAUGACCUUGAAAAGGCAGACGCAGUGCACAAAUUCAAAGAAGUGACAGUCCCUUCCGUACUUUCUAACUUUGACCGCUUCAUAUCACAGCACGGCAACAAUGGUUUCACCGUGGGAAAUCAUAUGACCAUUGCGGAUAUCGCCAUAUUCAGUGUGUUGGACAAUCUAUUUCAUCAUGGCAUUCUCGAUAGCCAGUCGCUGGAACAUUAUCCAGGCGUCAAAGCAGCGUUUAAAAGUGUCAAAACUCAACCAAGAAUUGCUGCUUAUUUGAAUGAAAGACCUAAUGCAUCUUUUUAAAUGUUUUUAACCAUACAUGAACAGCUAACUGCUUGGCGCGCCAAAAUAUCACAAUACCCUAAUACACUAUAAAUAUACGUAUUUCUCGCUGUUGUAGGUACAAAUUCUGUAAAUUAAUUUGAGAAAAAUCUGUGUUUGUGAGACAAUGUGCAUACUAUU